CGCAGACUGCAAGGGGAAAGGGGUCUGCAUGUUCUCCGCGAAGGAGACAAGGAGGGAAACGCGCUGACCGGGGUGUUCUGCUGCCAGCAUGGCUGUGAGCUGAUGCCGUCGUCCCCAGGGCGCGGUGGGGACCGGUUUACCCUGGAAGGAUGAAAAGGACCCCACUGGCCUUAGGUGACAAGUGCUCCUUAUUAUUCAAGCCCAGCCAUAAUGCUGCCAGUCCUUCACAUUUUCUGGAUCCUUUGGAGGUGAGAGAGGGUCAUGCCCACCUUUGGCUGAGGAGGAGAAGCGUAAGUGAGGAUGUGCAGGGAGCUGGUGUUGGAGCUGGGCAGAGAACAUACGAAUUUUGACUCGUUUGUCAGCGGUGCUGGCCGGAGGACAGUCCAUCUGGGAAUCCGGCUUACCGGAGGAGGCGACACUCAUGCCUGCUGCCUCAGGCGGGACCUGCCCGUCUCCUGCUCCGAGUCCUGCUUCCUUCCCCUCUGCAGCGGGGAAACCUUGAGAAUUCUUGGGAAUCAGGGAUAUUUCCCUUUGCUCUGGUUUCCCCCCCAGUGCUGAGCGGCGGAUGCGGUCCAGGUGCCUGCUUUCUCCCCCGAUCCGGAGCAGCCUUGCAUGAGCUGGAGGAUUUAUGAUUUGCUGCAGACAUGGACGGUAGCCUUUGAAAAGUGGGAAAGGAAGCAGCCAUAAAUAACAGGCAGGGGACAGUGCCAUGUGGUGGUUUUUCAUUUACUAGAUAGUCCUACUUUGUUCUUGAUGAGUAAUGGAGGCAUUUGAAUACGCCACGAUGACAGCAGCAGUCUGGCUCUGGGAACGUGUCGGCGUGGGCUGGGUGAGGAUGGUGGCAAUCAGGACAGUUGGACCACGCUGUGUAGCCUUCCCCUCUGCUCUCCUCUGCCUCACGUCCUCCUCUCGCACUUACCUGCCGCUCUGGGCACCGUGUUUCCUGAGUCUGCAUUUCAGCAGCCCCGAGCUGCGCGGGGAGCAGCGGGGAGCCGGGCUGUGAGGACGGCCGUCACCGAGCCUCGCCGGGUGCCGGUCGGCGUUUGGUCCCCAUGCGGCGAGGGGUGCCGAGGUGCGGAUCAUGGCUCACGCCGGUGCUGCCGGCUGCUGCUGCAGGCGCUACUCCUUACUGUGGAUUGCGCUGCUGCAAAGAUCCCAUCUAAUGCCGAGGCUGAAAGAAUCGCGCUCCCACGAGUCUUUGCUCAGUCCCAGUAGUGCUGUCGAGGCUCUGGAUCUCAGCAUGGAGGAAGAAGUGGUCAUCAAGCCAGUCCACAGCAGCAUCCUGGGACAAGACUAUUGCUUUGAGGUGACGACUUCAUCAGGAAGUAAGUGCUUCUCGUGUCGUUCUGCAGCAGAGCGAGAUAAAUGGAUGGAAAACCUGCGGCGUGCCGUGCACCCAAAUAAGGACAACAGCAGAAGGGUAGAGAAUAUGUUAAAGUUAUGGAUUAUUGAAGCCAAGGACCUGCCAGCUAAGAAAAAGUACUUGUGUGAAUUAUGCCUGGAUGACGUUCUUUAUGCACGAACUACCUGUAAAUUGAAAACUGAUAAUGUAUUUUGGGGGGAGCACUUUGAAUUUAAUAACCUCCCAUCGCUCAAAAACAUUACGGUGCACUUAUACAAAGAGACUGACAAGAAGAAAAAGAAGGACAAGACCAAUUUCAUUGGACAAGUGAACAUCCCCGUCAGUUCUGUCACGGGCCGGCAGUUUGUAGAGAAAUGGUACCCCGUGGUCAGCCCCAACCCCGGGAAGGGCAAGUCCCCGGGGCCCAUGAUCCGCAUCAAGUCGCGCUACCAGAGUAUGAGCAUUCUUCCCAUGGAGAUGUACAAAGAGUUUGCCGAGUACAUCACUAACAAUUACAUGGUGCUGUGCUCGGUGCUGGAGCCCUCGCUGAGCGUGAAGAACAAAGAGGAGAUGGCGUCUGCACUGGUGCACAUCCUGCAGAGUACAGGCAAGGCCAAGGAUUUCUUGACUGACCUGAUGAUGUCUGAAGUUGAUCGCUGUGGUGAGAAUGAGCAUCUCAUUUUCAGGGAGAAUACACUGGCCACCAAAGCAAUUGAAGAAUACCUGAAGCUGGUGGGGCAGAAAUACUUGCAAGAUGCCUUAGGGGAAUUUAUCAAGGCACUGUACGAAUCAGAUGAAAAUUGUGAGGUGGAUCCCAGUAAGUGUUCAUCUUCAGACCUUCCUGAACAUCAGAGCAACCUGAAAAUGUGCUGCGAGCUGGCCUUCUGCAAAAUCAUCAACUCCUACUGUGUCUUCCCAAGGGAGCUCAAAGAAGUUUUUGCCUCGUGGAGACAAGAAUGCAGCAACCGAGGCCGCCCAGACAUCAGUGAGCGACUGAUCAGUGCCUCCCUAUUCCUCCGGUUCCUCUGUCCGGCCAUCAUGUCCCCGUCCCUCUUCAGUCUCCUGCAGGAGUACCCGGAUGACCGCACUGCACGCACUUUGACCCUCAUUGCCAAGGUCACCCAGAACCUCGCCAACUUCGCCAAGUUUGGCAGCAAAGAGGAAUACAUGUCCUUUAUGAACCAGUUCCUGGAACACGAAUGGACUAACAUGCAGAGGUUUCUUCUGGAGAUUUCCAAUCCCGAAACCAUCUCAAACACAGCUGGCUUUGAAGGGUACAUCGACCUGGGCCGGGAACUCUCCACUUUGCACUCGCUACUCUGGGAGGUCAUUUCUCAACUGGAGCAGGCCACAGCAACAAAACUUGGGCCUCUGCCUCGGAUCCUGAGGGAUGUCAACUCGGCACUCAGUAACCCGGCCUGCGUGCAGGUCUCGGUCACAGCCGAUCACACCGCGUCCACGCCUAACGCCGGCAACAGCAUCUCUGCAGGGCUACAGAAGAUGGUGAUAGAGAAUGACUUAUCUGGUCUGAUAGAUUUCACACGGUUACCAUCUCCAACCCCUGAAAACAAGGACUUGUUUUUUGUCACAAGGUCUGCUGGGGCCCAGCCCUCGCCUGCCCGAAGCUCCAGUUACUCAGAGGCCAAUGAGCCCGACGUGCAGAUGUCUAAUGGCAGCAAGAGUUUGUCCAUGGUGGACUUGCAGGACAAUCGGCUCUUGGACAGUGGGGCCAACGCGCCCAGCACGGCUGACUCCCUCAAUGACAGUCAGUCGUCGCUGGGGCAGUUGCAGGGCGUAUGGACCACACGGACUCAGCAGAACAGCGUGGCGGGCAUGGCCACCGUACGCCGGGUGGGCCAGACCCCCACCACGCCGAGCGGUGAGAGCGCGCCCGGCCGGCCCCAGCUCCUGGCACCCCUCUCCUUCCAGAACCCCGUCUACCAGAUGGCCGCUGGGCUGCCCCUCUCCCCCCGUGGCCUGGGCGACUCCGGCUCCGAGUGCCACAGCUCACUCAGCUCCCACAGCAACAGCGAGGAGCUGACGGCCAACAAGCAUGGCUUCGCCGCCCCCGCCGCCAGCGAGGACUUCACCCGCCGGACGGGAGAGCUGGCCCGCCGGCAGCUCUCGCUGACGGAGAAGGGCGGCCAGCCCACCAUGCCGCGGCAGAACAGCGCGGGACCGCAGAGGCGGAUAGACCAGCCGCCCCCGCCGCCCCCGCCUGUCACCCGGGGCCGGACGCCGCCCUCCUUGCUGAACACGGUUCAGUAUCAGCGACCCUCCAGCGGCAGCAUGAUGUCCUCCUCGCCCGACUGGCCCGGCAGCGGGGCCCGCCUCCGGCAGCAGUCCUCCUCCUCCAAGGGCGACAGCCCCGAGAUGAAGCAGCGCACGAUGCACAAACAGGCCCCUUCUCCUGUGAACCCCAAUGCCCUGGACCGCACUGCUGCUUGGCUUUUGAAUAUGAACAUGCAGUUUUUAGAAGAUGAAAGCAUUGACCCAGAUUCCAAGCACAGGGAUAAGCUCAGGAAUAAGGACGAGCUCAGCCAAGCAGAAAAGUACCAGCAGGACCUAGUGGUGCUGCAGGACAAGCUUCGCAUCUCCAACAAGAAGCUGGAGGAAUAUGAGACUCGUUUCAAGUGCCAGGAGGAGACAACGCAGAAGCUGAUGCUGGAGUACCAGGCCAGGCUGGAGGAGAGCGAGGAGCGGCUCCGGAGACAGCAGGAGGAUAAGGAGAUCCAGAUGAAGGGCAUCAUCAGCAGGCUGAUGUCAGUUGAGGAGGAGCUAAAGAAGGACCAUGCAGAAAUGCAGGCUGCCGUGGAUUCCAAGCAGAAGAUUAUCGAUGCACAGGAGAAACGCAUUGCUUCAUUGGAUGCUGCCAACGCACGGUUAAUGAGUGCCCUUACUCAGCUGAAAGAGAGGUACAGCAUGCAGACACGUAAUGGGAUCUCCCCCACAAACCCAACUAAAUUGCAGAUUACAGAGAAUGGAGAAUUCAGAAACAGCAGUAAUUGUUAACGCGUGGAGGGCGCUGCCGCAGGAGAGGAGGCCUGGCCAGAGAGACGGUGCAGCAGCAGGUGUGAGCCCCGGCUUCAGAGAACGGCUGCUCUCUCCCCCCAGAGAAACCAGCUCCUUGCUGCGGACGGCGCGCUUGACUGAGCCUUUGUGGGAGAUGCUAAUGCCAGCACAUUGAGGGGACGGAAAGAUCGAGUGUGAGAUGAGUGGCAUAAGGAAAUAACAUAUAUUUGAGAAUCGCUGUCACUGUUGGAUUUAAAUCAGUGUUUAAUGUUUAAACAAAAGUAACCUUUUCCUUCUAAACUGCCCAAAGGAUAUGCCUCACCCCUCCCAGCAAGGAAUAACGUCCUUGUCAUUGCAGUAAGCGAAAUAAAGGGAGCUGGGCAGAGCCUGCAGCGGGCAGUGGCCCAGUAAGUCCAGUUAAAGUGUGCUGCUGGAUGCAGCCGUAGGAGGGAUGGCAGCACAGCUUGGCCCGCUCCUCCCGACUCCCCCGAAGCAAAGCCCCAGCCCAGCUUGGCUUUUGUGAGGCCGCUGACUCCUACAGCGGGUGACUGCCCACAGGGCAUUUACGCCGCUAAUUAGUGUUUAAUUAACUCCGCCCAUGUAGGGAGCACAGUCCAGAUGAAAGGUCAGGGCGCACGCUGUGUGCGAUGCGGUAGCCAGAGGGGUGCUGCGUGGGGAACCAGGGCAGCGGAGGAGGGCACGACUGGGGCUGCUGGGGGUCCCGGGCAGCCGGGGGAGCAGAGUAAGCCCGCGGCUCUGGCACACCUGGAGGGAGGAGCUGGCAACCUGGUGAAUGACGUCCCGAGUCCUCUCUCCAGCCUCUGCUUGCUCACAAGUAAUGGGGAAGAGUCUUUGUAAGCAAUAGCCCGCAGGGCACUGUGUCCCCCCCAGCACUUCUAGCCACAGAAUAAAAUAAAUCCUGUCUGAGCUUGGCCCUGAGCUGUGCCCCAGGUACCGGGGCUGGAUUUCUGGUGCCCGUUGUGGUAGAGGGGGAGUGAGGGGCUACGCGGAACGGCCAGCUUCUUGUGUGAGAAAGGGUUCGUUGUGGGGAUGUAAUGCUCUGUGCCAAGAUUUUUACUAUUGCUGGGGAGAAAAACAGACAAAGAAACAAGAAAAAGCCCUGAAGAACCAUGAAGAUCGGUAAUUGUAUUUCUUUUCUUUCACAGUAUGCAUUAGAAAAAAAAAGAUCCCAUUUUCUGGAAUACUGUCCUCUUUAAAUUGGGAAUGAGCACUGCAUGGAAAUUAACCGGCUCGAAGAAUGUAAAACAUGGUCAUAAGGGAGUAACCAACAAGAACAGCAGCCACCACCGAAAGCCCCCUUGUCAGGAGCACUGUGCAGGCAUAAGCCAGGAUUAGACUUUCCUAACUGCUGAAACACGCAGAUUCGGCACAUUCAGACACGUUGUGCUCAGCGGAGGGGUCACCUCCUUAACGGGGGAUUGUGCCGCUGACCUGCCGCCACGGUGUGUUUGUUGGUUUGUGGUGUGUUUUUUUUUU
Messenger RNA from Chroicocephalus ridibundus (black-headed gull), 5851 nucleotides. It is a transcript of the gene DAB2IP, whose product is annotated as DAB2 interacting protein. The coding region runs from base 1082 to 4354 and encodes 1090 amino acids. The transcript is spliced from 14 exons. NCBI's taxonomy places the organism in Eukaryota, Metazoa, Chordata, Aves, Charadriiformes, Laridae. Gene Ontology annotation, biological process: regulation of GTPase activity. The record is from RefSeq and is a predicted model, not a curated record.